UCCCCACUUGCAAGAAUCUCAAAAGUAGCAGACUUUAUAUUUCCUUCCUCAGUUGGCUCCUCCUCCUCUUCUUCUUCUUCUUUUCUUCUUAUUCUUAUUCAUCUUUUUUCUGUGCGCAACAGAGUGUAACUAACAAUGGGAAGAGGAAAGUUUAAGGGAAAGCCAACUGGUCGCCGCCAGUUCUCCACUCACGAGGAGAUGAUUGCUGGUACUUCUGCUCGUCCUCGCACAUUUAAGAAGGUAGAGGCUGAACAUGAGGAAGAUGAGAGAUCGGAGGAGUCUGAGGAGGAGUCUGAAGAAGAAUCUGAUGGAGAGACAGAAAAGAGGAAAGGUACAGAAGGUAUCAUUGAGAUUCAGAACCCUAAUUUGGUCAAGCCAAAGAACCUGAAAGCUAAAAAUGUUGAUAUUGAAAAAACAACCGAGCUUUCAAGACGUGAGAGAGAAGAGAUAGAGAAACAGCAGGCUCAUGAAAGGUACAUGAGGCUGGAAGAACAAGGGAAAACAGAGCAAGCGAGGAAAGAUUUAGAUCGGUUGGCUCUCAUACGACAACAAAGAGCAGAAGCUGCAAAAAAGCGAGAGGAAGAAAAAGCUGCCAAAGAGCAGAAGAAGCUGGAAGCCCGCAAGUAACGAUACCAAUCAACUAUUCCUCAAAUACAAGAUAUUUCCCUACCACAAGUUCAUCAUAUCAAGGCAUAUUACAGUUUGUUUUUCCUGGUGAUUGGAUAACCCUUCCUUUUCGUCGACACUAUUGCCUUGUUUAAAAAGUAAAGAGUUAAGUAUUACAAUUGAAGCAUGAAUUUUAGGGCUCUGAAUCUGUAUACAAAUGGUGCAGACUGGCCUUAACAUGAAGAAUCUUGAUAAAGAUUUCACGCUUUUUUGCUGAAAAAAGCAUCUUUCUGGUACUAUCUUAGCCCGCUGGUACUAUCUUUCUGGUUAUGUUGUUACUAUUCUAUUGUCGCAUUUCAUCUUC
Molecule: messenger RNA, 970 nt
Organism: Nicotiana attenuata
Lineage: Eukaryota; Viridiplantae; Streptophyta; Magnoliopsida; Solanales; Solanaceae
Product: 28 kDa heat- and acid-stable phosphoprotein-like
Exons: 8
Coding region: 136-627 (163 amino acids)
Cellular component (GO): cytosol
Molecular function (GO): RNA binding
Source: RefSeq, a predicted model, not a curated record